Messenger RNA from Rubroshorea leprosula, 977 nucleotides. The record is from the annotation of a GenBank genome assembly. NCBI's taxonomy places the organism in Eukaryota, Viridiplantae, Streptophyta, Magnoliopsida, Malvales, Dipterocarpaceae.
UUCCCAUCCAGCACCUUUUCUUCUUUCUGCAACACCAUGGAUGACGUCGAGCAAUUGUUUCAAUGUUUCAAUGCUUCAAGUGCGGCAUCUCUCCUCCCCGUAGGCCUGUCUCUGUUCAUUCUCUUUCUUUGCAUUUGAAUUCCUUAGGCAAAACUGAAUUUGGAUUUCAUACCUCGAAAUCGAAGAAGAAUAGAAAGAUGAUCUUCUUUCACUAAAUAAAACUUCAAAUCUAUUCCGAGUUUCAUCAAUUAAAGUCCUGAAUCAAAGAUUUUGAUUUGGCUUAUUUGAGAUGAUAGUGUAGUUCUUAGUUCCAUGUUUUGUUUUCGCAGAACUUACUUUCCAAGGAAGGAAAAGAAACAGGAGAGUUCAGUGUAGAACGAGGUCUUUGCAUCAUCAGGCCUAGAACCACCAGGAAAGAGGCAGGAAAAUGCCACAGACGCACAGCUCUCCACGGAGAGUGUAAGUACUUUGGAUUGCUUUUGUUUCAGCCAUAUCCAUGUCUUUCGAUUUGGUUUGCAAAAACUUCUACUUCUGUGAUUGUCGUGGAUUGCUAUUUUCUGAUUUUGUUAAAUGAUUGCUAUUAGAGUAUUAAGUAUUGUUUUGGCAUUUUAGAGUAAUUGAUGAGUAAGCAAAUUAAGAUUUGAGUUCGUUGUUGUGGUUUUAUCGUUCUCAAUUUGUUGUUUUCUAGUUUGCCCAUUUUGUUUCCUAAGUCUUGCCCAGUCAUAUUUUGACUCAUGUUGGUUCCUUAAGUAGAAAAUAAAAUAAAAUGUUUGGAUUUUUGUUUUGGGGAUUUUGACAGUCCACCAACUGGGAUUGGUCAAAAUGGAGAGGAAGUAAGAAAAGGGUGGACCUUUUGUGUCUGCAGCAUUUGAUUUGGUUGGACUUAGGUGUUAGGUCUCCAUUGGCUUUGAUGGAAUUCAAGAGUUGGGGUCCUUGGGGAUUCAUAUUUUUCUGCCAUAUAAAUCAGUUAAAUUCUG